This is a messenger RNA of Phyllotreta striolata, 1518 nucleotides long. Lineage: Eukaryota; Metazoa; Arthropoda; Insecta; Coleoptera; Chrysomelidae. The record is from the annotation of a GenBank genome assembly.
AUGUCUUUCCGAGUUGUACGUAGUUCUAAGUUUCGGCAUGUGUACGGCCAAGCCCUAAAAAGGGAGCAGUGCUAUGAUAAUAUACGUGUAUCAAAAAGUUCAUGGGAUUCAACAUUUUGUGCUGUGAACCCCAAGUUUUUGGCAAUUAUUGUCGAAAGUGCUGGGGGAGGUGCCUUCAUCGUUUUACCACAUAAUAAGGUAGGACGCAUCGCGGCCGAUCAUCCUCUGGUCGGCGGUCACAAAGGACCCGUUUUAGACAUCGCUUGGUGUCCCCAUAACGACAACGUCAUAGCUAGCGGUUCCGAAGAUUGCGUCGUCAAAGUAUGGCACAUACCGGACCACGGUCUGAUCAAAACUCUGACGGAGCCCGUCGUAGAUUUGAUCUACCAUCAGAGGAGGGUCGGCUUGGUCCUUUGGCAUCCGACCGCUUUGAACGUGCUGUUGACUGCGGGCAGUGACAAUCACGUGGUGAUAUGGAACGUCGGUACCGGAGAAGCGUUAGUCGAAAUUAAUUGUCACCCGGAUAUCGUGUACAGCGCCUGUUUCAAUUGGGACGGCUCCAAAUUGCUUACGACAUGUAAAGAUAAGAAAAUUAGAAUUAUCAAUCCGAGAAACGGUGAAGUGGAAACGGAAGCCAUCGCCCACGAUGGUUCCAAGGCUACCAGAGCCAUCUUCUUAAGACACGGUUUAGUGUUUACCACCGGUUUCUCGAAGAUGUCCGAAAGGCAAUACAGUUUACGUACGCCGGACUGUUUGGAGGAACCGAUUGUGAUGGUAGAAUUAGAUACGUCGAAUGGUGUCAUGUUCCCCUUGUACGAUCCGGAUACGAAUCUCGUGUUCCUGUGCGGUAAAGGAGAUUCUGUAAUUAGAUAUUUCGAAAUAACAGCGGAACCGCCAUUCGUUCACUACAUCAACACUUUCCAAACGCCCGAUCCGCAACGAGGAAUCGGGAUGAUGCCAAAGAGAGGGUGCGAUGUUACUUCCUGCGAAAUAUCCAGGUUUUACCGGCUCAACAAUUCAGGUUUAUGCCAAGUAAUCACCAUGACAGUGCCUAGAAAAUCCGAACUCUUCCAAGAGGAUCUGUAUCCGGACACGAUCGGCGAUCAACACGCCUUGACGGCGGACGAAUGGAUAGGCGGUAGAGACGCCGAGCCUAAUUUGAUAUCGCUGAAAGACGGUUACAAACCUCCCGAAUCGAAAUCAUCGUUAUCUGUUUCUAGAAGAAGUAAUUUAUUAGAUAAAGGUACCAAAGGUGGUAAAGCUAGUCAACAAACUUCACCUGUUUCUGACAAGACGUUGCAGGAGUUCGCCGACGAAAUCAGGAAACUGAAAGCGGUGAUCGUGAAGCUCGAAAAUCGAUUGAGGGCCGUCGAGGGCGACGUGACCGUGAAAUUGGAAAAUCGCGUGAAAGAAUUGGAAGCGAUCGUGUCCAAUAAAAGUCACGUUAACGACGACGAUGACGGAGCUGGAGGCGGCGACGGUCUCAACACGGCAGUGUUGGCUUCUGAUGAAGUGUAA